Messenger RNA from Anopheles cruzii, 881 nucleotides. RefSeq names its product alpha-ketoglutarate-dependent dioxygenase alkB homolog 7, mitochondrial. Gene Ontology annotation, cellular component: mitochondrial matrix. NCBI's taxonomy places the organism in Eukaryota, Metazoa, Arthropoda, Insecta, Diptera, Culicidae. The transcript has 4 exons. The record is from RefSeq and is a predicted model, not a curated record. Gene Ontology annotation, biological process: fatty acid metabolic process; DNA damage response. The coding region runs from base 73 to 822 and encodes 249 amino acids.
UUUUGCAUUAAACUCGCGACCGCUUGCCAAGGCUUUGCAUCCCUGCGCUUGACUUCGAGUAGACUGGCCCGGAUGAUUGCCGGUAUUCUUGGGGCCGGCAUUGUAGCCCGAUGGGUAACGGUUCCGUGGCCUACGCUGUUUCCCGCGUUGCGCAAGGCAUGCGCGUUCAAUCACACAGUAGCCGCUGCCGAUUGUUUUUCGUUUCACGGUCAGUGGCCUGCUGAUGAGCGGGAGCAGUUUUGUGCCGAUAUGCGCAUAGUUCCCCAGUUCGUCGACCAGAAUGAGGAACGCCGAUUGAUGGACGAAAUUGAUCCGUAUUUACGCCGGUUGCGGUACGAGUUUGAUCACUGGGAUGAUGCAAUUCAUGGGUACCGGGAGACGGAACGGAAACACUGGCAGCCCGCAAACCGUGCCAUACUGGAUCGAAUCGCGGCAGAUGCGUUCAACGGGAACGCCAUGCCGUACGUUCAUGUCCUCGACCUGGCCGAAGAAGGAGUUAUAAAACCCCACGUAGACAGCGUUCGGUUCUGUGGUAGUACCAUUGCCGGCAUCAGCCUGCUGUCGGAUUCGGUGAUGCGUUUGGUACGCACCAACGACGAGGAGCAGACGAACGAGGAGUAUCGACAGCUUUUUUCCCAACACCGAGACGCCAAGUAUUGGGCAGACGUUUUGCUGCCACGCUGCUCGCUGUACGUAAUGAGAGACACGGCUCGGUACAAGUUUACACACGAAAUCCUACCUAACGCGGAAUCCGUCUUUCGCCAGCGACAAAUCCGAAAAACACGCCGGGUGUCGAUCAUUUGUCGGAACGAACCAGAAUGAGCAUCGCUCCCGCUAGUCGCUAGUGUAAUUGUGCGCGUUCGGUAAAUGAAUAACCUUUU